Messenger RNA from Aspergillus saccharolyticus JOP 1030-1, 1743 nucleotides. RefSeq names its product protein-arginine omega-N methyltransferase HMT1 (gene rmtA). Gene Ontology annotation, cellular component: nucleus. Lineage: Eukaryota; Fungi; Ascomycota; Eurotiomycetes; Eurotiales; Aspergillaceae. Bases 189 to 1247 code for a protein of 352 amino acids. The record is from RefSeq and is a predicted model, not a curated record. The transcript is spliced from 7 exons. Gene Ontology annotation, molecular function: protein-arginine N-methyltransferase activity. Gene Ontology annotation, biological process: peptidyl-arginine methylation.
CGAAGGGUUCGCCGAAGCGCUUUGUACUUUUUCUCUUCUGCAUAUUGGUUUACCACCUGCUAGAUUUGUUUGAAUUUUUUUUCUCUCUCUCUUGCAGCUUGUGAUAAAAUUCUUGAGAUCUGUGAUUUCUUGCAGCAGAUUCCUUCUAUAUACUCAUACAUAAGCAACCGAUUGACUUGCUUGCAACCAUGGCCGGAGUUGAGAGACAACAAUCCGCAGAGCCUGCUGCAAUGACCAGCAGUGCUGAUCGCAUGGUCGGUAUGGACCAUGCUGAAGUCCGUUAUUUCACGAGCUAUGAUCAUCACGGCAUUCAUGAGGAGAUGCUUAAAGACGAUGUCCGCACUCGUUCCUACCGCGAUUCCAUCUACCAGAACCGUCAUAUCUUCAAGGACAAGGUUGUUCUCGACGUCGGCUGCGGCACCGGUAUUCUUAGCAUGUUCGCUGCCAAGGCUGGUGCUAAGCAUGUGAUGGGCGUUGAUAUGUCUUCAAUCAUCGAAAAGGCCCGUGAAAUUGUUGAGGUCAACGGCCUGUCCAGCAAGAUCACCCUUCUGCAGGGCAAGAUGGAGGAGGUUGUCCUGCCUUACCCCAAGGUUGACAUCAUCAUCUCGGAGUGGAUGGGCUACUUCCUCCUCUACGAGAGCAUGUUGGAUACUGUCCUCUAUGCCCGCGACCGUUACCUUGUUCCUGGUGGCAAGAUCUUCCCCGACAAGGCUACCAUGUACUUGGCUGCCAUCGAAGAUGGCGAGUACAAGGAUGAUAAGAUUGGAUUCUGGGACAACGUCUAUGGCUUCGACUACAGCCCCAUGAAGGAGAUUGCGCUCACCGAGCCCCUUGUGGAUACUGUCGAGAUGAAGGCACUCGUCUCCGACCCUUGCCCCAUCAUCUCUUUCGAUCUCUACACCGUGACCAAGGAGGAUCUCGCCUUCAAGGUGCCCUAUUCGCUUACCGUCAAGCGUAGCGACUUCGUCCACGCCGUGAUCGCAUGGUUCGACAUUGAGUUUGGUGCCUGCCACAAGCCAAUUCUCUUCUCAACUGGUCCCCAUGCCAAGUAUACCCACUGGAAGCAAACUGUCUUCUACCUGCGGGAUGUUCUGACCGUUGAGGAAGAGGAAGUUGUGUCUGGUAUGUUGGAGAACAAGCCCAACGACAAGAACAAGCGCGACCUUGAUAUUAGCAUUACCUACAAGCUGGAAACUACGGAUCAGAACCGCUCUGCUGAAGGUAGCUGUUUCUACAGAAUGUGCUAAACUCAGGCGCUGAAUGCUCUUGAGCAAAAUGACCCGUAAUUGGGUCGGUACAGUUAUGGCUUUGACCGAGUCCUUUGUUUAUGAUUCUGUCAACAAAGUUGAAGUUAUUUACCCGUGGGUAGCAUGGCACUUGAAGGGAAGUACAUUUGCAUGAUGUUGGGUCGAUGAAUAAGUUUUCUUGACUUGCUUUGUUUGUUUAUGCCAUUUCGUUUCCGUUAUGUUCCGGCGUUUUAUUGGAAGGCAGGAAACGGCAUCAUUGUUUGGCGCGACACGGAGAGAUGGUUUUCCACAAGGACGAUUAUGAAGCUCCUCGAAUUACCCAAGUAGAUACCCCGAGUCGAUGCUCAAUCUUAUCAUCUCUGACGAUCUCUUUGAAAAUUGCUCAGCUUUGGUUCUACUCCGCAGUUUUCUGCGCAAUUCUCUGGCUGUCCAUGACUGAAAAUAUAUCGACAGUUAUGGCCAUGUAUUGUGUUUCCUUUGAACAUAAUAUUCGGUC